GAUCGUUAUUUAGGAACGCCUGACAUAAAUAGGUAACGGCUUGGAACAAGAACCAGUGUUUAUUUGGGUUCAACGUUAUGUCGUUUUUCUAAAUCUUUCCUGAGCCAAGUACAGAAUGACUGGUAAAUUGGAAUCGAUAGCUAACCUUGAAGGGCACGAAGAUCGGGUGUGGUCUGUUGCCUGGAGCCCUAAUGGCUUUGUCCUUGCAAGUUGCGGUGGGGACAAAACAAUCCGAAUCUGGGGUAAAGAGGGUGAUAAAUGGAUAUGUAAGACAAUUUUGGAAGAUGGACAUCAGAGGACCAUCAGAUCUCUUGGCUGGUCCCCAUGUGGGACGUUUUUAGCUUCAGCGAGUUUUGAUGCCACCACAUGCAUAUGGGACCAAAAGUCUGGAGAGUUCGAGUGCAAUGCCACUCUCGAGGGACACGAGAACGAAGUGAAGUCUGUUAAUUGGUCGGUGUCCGGCUCAUUGCUCGCCACAUGUGGCCGUGACAAGAGUGUCUGGAUAUGGGAAGUCCAAGAAGAUGACGAAUAUGAAUGUGCAAGCGUUAUACAUAGCCACACCCAAGACGUCAAGAAAGUCGUUUGGCAUCCGACCAAAGAGAUCCUCGCCUCCUGUAGCUAUGACGACACCAUUAAACUUUACAAAGAGGACGAGGAUGACUGGAGCUGCUGUGAUACUCUUGAGGGUCACGAGUCAACCGUCUGGUCAAUAAGCUUCGAUGGAUCAGGGGAUCGGAUAGUGUCUUGUAGUGACGAUAAGACCGUCAGAAUCUGGAAAUCAUAUCCACCAGGCAACCAGGAAGGUGUUGUGGUAUCUGGUAAGCACUCCAAGUGGAAAUGUGUGUGCGUGCUCUCUGGUUACCACGACAGAACAAUAUACGACGUUCACUGGUCCAAGGUGUCUGGACUGAUAGCGACCGCUUCUGGUGACGACUGUAUACGGAUCUUUAAAGAGGAUACCAACUCAGACCGUAACCAACCGUCAUUUCAGCUGGUCGCCACACAGAGAAAGGCUCACUCAAUGGAUGUUAAUAGCAUUUGCUGGCACCCGAAAGACGAGAACAUACUAGCCACGUGCUCAGAUGAUGGGACGGUCAAACUAUGGAGGUUUACUCCGGCCGAAGAGUAACACAACACAUUCAACACGACACAAACACGUGGUGAACACGUGCUCAGAUGAUGGGACGGUCAAACUAUGGAGGUUUACUCCGGACGAAGAGUAACACAACACAUUCAACACGACACAAACACGUGGUGACCACGUGCUCAGAUGAUGGGACGGUCAAACUAUGGAGGUUUACCCAAGAUAAAGAGUAACAUAACACAUUCAACACGACACAAACAUGUGAUGAUCACAAUAAAUGAUAAACACAAUUA
Nematostella vectensis (starlet sea anemone) is the source of this 1377-nucleotide messenger RNA. RefSeq names its product probable cytosolic iron-sulfur protein assembly protein CIAO1 homolog. The transcript is spliced from 13 exons. Gene Ontology annotation, cellular component: cytosolic [4Fe-4S] assembly targeting complex. Lineage: Eukaryota; Metazoa; Cnidaria; Anthozoa; Actiniaria; Edwardsiidae. Gene Ontology annotation, molecular function: protein binding. The record is from RefSeq and is a predicted model, not a curated record. Bases 116 to 1129 code for a protein of 337 amino acids. Gene Ontology annotation, biological process: iron-sulfur cluster assembly.